CCUGCCCUGACCUGACCUGCUUUGCCCCCAUGAAAACUCCAACCAAAAUUCUCUUUCACUUUGCGUACUUUUUGGUCUCCAUCUAUUUUCUUCUUUCAACUUGUUUUUACUAGUAACAUUUUCUCUUUGUUUUAAUUUCUGCAAAUUUCAAGUUUAGGGCUUCAACUUUGAGCUUAAACACACUCAGCAAAGCUGGAUAGGUACAGAGCCGACCGCUAUGGCGAUGGCAACAACACCACCACCAACAACCAAGACUCUUACUAUAAUAACAAUAAUCACGACCGUUACUAUAGAGGACCCUCGCGUUUCUCCGACGCUUCUCCUAUGAGCCGCUAUAACAACAUUAACACCGACACCAAUACUAAUUUCAACGAUAAGUUCGAUGCCCAAGAUCCCUACCAACACCGUCGACGUAGCCCUAGCAACUUCCGUGGCAGUGGAGGAGGAGGAGGACAUCGUCCCUUCGAUAGUCCUCCUCGUCAGCAUCACAACAGCGCUGGCGGAGGUGGAAGCUUUCGGCCAAUUGGAGGUGGCGGAGGAGGGGGAGGUUUUCGGCCUAUGGCCGGUGGUUUUGAGGGUAAUUAUCCAAACCCUUCACCGCAUCAUCUGCAGCCAGCUCAUACGGGACAGAAACGCCCUUUUCCAUUUUCUGGCCGUGGAGGUGUUUCCCCCAACAGAGAUCGAUUUGGUGGUGCUGGCGGUGGGGGCAAUUUUGCCAAACUUUUUGUGGGAUCUGUACCAAGGACGGCUAGAGAAGAGGAUAUUCGGCACUUAUUUGAAGAACAUGGAGAUGUGAUAGAGGUUGCUUUAAUAAAAGAUAAAAAAACUGGCCUACCUCAAGGAUGUUGUUUUAUAAAAUAUGCAACCUUAGAAGAAGCCGAUAGGGCUAUCAGAGCCUUACACAAUCAACAUACCCUGCCUGGGGGAGUGGGUCCUAUCCAAGUCAGAUAUGCUGAUGGGGAGCGAGAACGCCUUGGUGCAGUUGAGUACAAAUUGUUUGUUGGGUCGCUGAACAAACAAGCUACUGAAAUGGAUGUUCAGGAAAUUUUUUCUCGAUUUGGUCGAGUUGAAGAUGUUUACCUCAUGCGUGACGAAUCAAAGCAGAGUCGUGGCUGUGGGUUUGUUAAAUACUCUGAUAGAGAAAUGGCACUAGCAGCUAUAGAUGCUCUCAAUGGAAUUUAUACAAUGAGAGGUUGUGAUCAACCAUUAACUGUCCGUUUUGCUGAUCCUAAGAGGCCCCGGCAAGGACCUGGAGACUCAAGGGGUGGUGCUGCUACAUUUGGAGGUCCAGGUUUUGGUCCUCGUUUCCAAACACCAAGGCCUAGACCAGCACCCAACUUUGGUGAUGCAAUGGGGGAUCGUGUUCCACCUACUGCUUGGCACCCUAUGAGUCCACAGAAUAUGGGACCAACUUCUAAUCCUGGCAUUCGGAGUAUGGGGAACCAGUUGCUACCUAGGUCUGCUGACCUAGCAAUACCUUUAAAUCCAGGUGCUCCUUUUGGUGGCCCUUCAGAUGGUUCUCUUCCUGGCCUUUCAGUUUCAUCUUCAUCUACUUCAGUACAGGGAUUUAAUCAAUCUUCAUCACAAAUUCCAACUGUUGGUCACCAGAUUUCACCUUUACAGAAUCCCCUUGAAUCACCUCAGAAUCUACCGCCUUCCUUUCAACUACACCCCCAAGCACCUAUGUCAUACUCGCAGACACAAACUUCACAUGUUGGUCAACUUCAAGUUCCUCCUGCUAGUCAUACUCCCUUCAGUCAAGCUCUUCCCUCACAACAUUUAGCUGGUUUGAGUGGCCAGUUGCCUGCGUCUCGGCCACUGGUUCAGCCGAAUGUUUCAUCUGGUGCAGCACUACAAAACCCUUUGAAUGUCAACUUACCGCCCAAUUCUGCGGCCAGUGCUGCAAAUCAACAACAGUUACCUGCUCCUAACCAGCAGCAGCCGCUGCAACCACUUCAGCAAUCCCCUUCUCAGCUAGCGCAGAUGCUGUCUCAACAAACACAAACUCUGCAAGCAAGCUUCCAAUCAUCUCAGCAGGCAUUUUCUCAGCUGCAGCAACAAUUGCAGCUGAUGCAACCUUCAAAUCAAAAUAUGACAUUGCGGCAGAAUUCUCAGGCUUCUAAACAUCAGUGGGCUGGUAUGAUGCCGCAGGCUGUUGGCAGCGCUCCUGCCAAAACACCCGGUACAGAUGUUCCUUCAUCUGCAUCUGCUGCUAUGAAACCGGUAGUAGAAUGUCAUUGGACAGAGCAUACUUCACCUGACGGGUUCAAAUACUAUCAUAACAGUGUAACACGUGAAAGCAAGUGGGAGAAGCCUGAAGAAUUAACUUUGUUUGAACAACAGCAGCAGCAACAACAAAAGCCACCUGUUCAACAACCUCAAACUCAGUUACAUGCUGCUCAGCAAGCUUCACAACAGGCACAGCUGCAAACCCAGCUUCAGACGCAGAUUCGCCAUCCUCACCAGUUACAGCAUCCUAUCUAUCCCACAGCGUAUCCAGCUUCUGGAGUUAGAAAUCAACAAAGUACACAGGAACUUGGUUACGGACAAUUACCAGUGGCACCAUCACCCAAUGAUCCAUCACGAUUCCAACAAGUAUAAGGGGCCUCAGAUGGUACAGGAUUUAGCAUGGAAGAAUAAGCCAUAAGGGACUUGAAAUUGGAAGCCGAGGAGAGUCUCCUAGGGGGGAUCGUGUUUCUUUUAGAAGAAUGCCUGGCGAUCAUAAUAACAAAUAGUCAUGGCAAAUGGCAAUGGCAUGGAUGCAGCAGCAACCCAUUUUAAGCUAAAAUGCCUGGCAGAUCUGAUGUGUAAUAAUAGAAGCUACAAUAUAUGUAAUAGUAAUCUUCUCAGAAUUUAGUGUGGUAAAAAGCCUUUGCCUGGUUACAGGCAUUUUAUGCUUUUGCCAUUAAAUAUUAGGGCAAUGAAAGCCAUCUGUAUUUGUGUAACAUAAUAUAAGUUCCUAUAAUAACCCGAUAUUUAGAAAAA
Gossypium raimondii (Peruvian cotton) is the source of this 2985-nucleotide messenger RNA. Its product is annotated as flowering time control protein FCA. The record is from RefSeq and is a predicted model, not a curated record. Gene Ontology annotation, molecular function: protein binding; mRNA binding. NCBI's taxonomy places the organism in Eukaryota, Viridiplantae, Streptophyta, Magnoliopsida, Malvales, Malvaceae. The transcript is spliced from 19 exons. The coding region runs from base 325 to 2601 and encodes 758 amino acids. Gene Ontology annotation, cellular component: ribonucleoprotein complex; cytoplasm; nucleus.